This is a messenger RNA of Schistocerca americana (American grasshopper), 543 nucleotides long. Its product is annotated as mite allergen Eur m 3-like. The record is from RefSeq and is a predicted model, not a curated record. The transcript has 5 exons. Lineage: Eukaryota; Metazoa; Arthropoda; Insecta; Orthoptera; Acrididae. Gene Ontology annotation, molecular function: serine-type endopeptidase activity. Bases 1 to 543 code for a protein of 180 amino acids. Gene Ontology annotation, biological process: proteolysis.
AUGUUCCACCACUUGACAGGAGCGAGACUGCCCGUGCGUCGCCUGGUGAACAGCGGACGUGGGAGGAGGCUGGGCGCAGCAGCAGGCCGCAUUGUGGGGGGCCAGGAAGCCAUCAGCGGGCAGUUCCCGUACCAAGUGUCACUGCAGUAUACUGAACUGUUCACCCGAUCACAUAUGUGUGGAGGCUCCAUCAUAUCCACCACGAGGGUGCUCACCGCUGCUCACUGUAUCAUGGACACCGGCACCUACUAUGCGGUGGCUGGAGAAGUGGACUUCUCCUCUGAAGACGGCACCGAGCAGGAGCCGCAGCUGAUCGACGACUUGGGCAUAGAGGACAACCCCGUGGUGGACGCCACGGUGUGCACCGGCCCCGUCACCGGUGGCAUCGGCCUCUGCGGCGGUGACUCUGGUGGACCUUUGGUGCAAGACGGGGUGUUGAUAGGCGUGGCCCAGUGGGCUUACUCCAUAUGCGGCUACGAGGGCGCUCCAUCCGGUUGCACCAGGGUCUCCGCCUUCAUCGAUUUCAUCAACGACAACCUUUAA